CUUUGACCGGCUCGGUCAAAGUCCUUAUAUUUUAAUCAUUUUCAAAGAUUAACUCGCAGACAUUAGUUGCCUGGAAAUUUUUAAAAUAAUUAUUGUUUGCAGUUUUGUUUUAAAAUGUCGUUCUCAAAACUACCAAAAGUUUUAACAUACAGUUCCAGAAAGUACAGUGUAAAACCGAACUUGAACGAUGUAGUAAUAAUUUCCGCAGCCCGCACUCCCAUGGGCUCAUUUCUUGGAUCACUUGCUCCAUUGUCUGCAACUAAAUUAGGAGCCAUUGCUGUAGAAGCUGCCAUUGAACGGGCUGGAGUCCCGAAAGAAGAAGUCAAAGAAGUGUACAUGGGCCAUGUUUGUCAAGGAGGUGCUGGUCAAGCACCAGCACGACAAGCUACACUCUUUGCUGGUUUACCAAAAUCAACUAUUUGCACAACAAUUAAUAAGGUUUGUGCUUCUGGCAUGAAGUCAGUAAUGUUUGGGGCCCAAGCAUUGCAGGCAGGCCAGCAUGAUGUUGUCCUUGCUGGUGGUAUGGAAUCCAUGUCAAAUGUGCCAUAUUAUAUGAAAAGGGGCCAAACACCAUAUGGUGGAGUGUCUUUGCAAGAUGGUGUUGUAGCUGAUGGUUUAACUGAUGUCUAUAACAAGUUUCACAUGGGCAACUGUGCAGAAAACACAGCUAAAAAAUUAGGAAUCAGUAGGCAACAACAGGACGACUUUGCUAUUAACAGUUACAAACGAAGUGCUGAGGCAUAUAAAAAUAAUGCUUUUGCCGCCGAGUUAGUUCCAGUUAAUGUUCCACAGAAACGGGGUCAACCAGAUUUAAUAUUUGCAGAGGAUGAGGAAUACAAAAGGGUAAACUUUGAGAAGUUUGGCAAGUUGGCGACAGUUUUUCAACGCGAUAAUGGCACAGUGACAGCGGGAAAUGCGUCUACCUUGAAUGACGGAGCUGCCGCUUUGGUUUUGGCCACCGCAGAUGCUGCUAAAAGAUUGAAUGCUAAACCUUUGGCCAGAAUUGUUGGAUUCCAAGAUGGUGCUUGUGAUCCAAUUGAUUUUCCAAUUGCUCCAGCCACUGCUAUCCCUAAACUAUUGGAAAACACAGGUGUGAAAAAGGAUGAUGUGGCACUGUGGGAAAUCAAUGAAGCUUUUAGUGUGGUUGUUGUCGCCAAUCAGCAAUUAUUAGAUUUGGAUCCAAGCAAAAUCAAUGUACAUGGUGGGGCUGUAAGUCUGGGACAUCCAAUUGGUAUGUCAGGAGCUAGAAUAAUUGUGCAUUUAGUACAUGCAUUGAAAGCAGGUGAAAAAGGGGUAGCAUCCAUUUGUAAUGGAGGUGGUGGUGCUUCAUCUAUUAUGAUUGAAAAGCUAUAUGACCCAUUACCUAAGAAUCAAUUGCCCAAGUUGACCUUGUACACCAGAGACCCAUGCCCACUAUGUGAUGAUUUGAAACAAGAAUUAGAACCAUACAAACACAGAUUCGAAUUUGAAACUGUUGACAUAUCUAAGAAGGAGAACGUUAGGUGGCUUAGACUAUACAGAUAUGAAAUACCUGUGCUCUUUUUAAAUGGAGAAUAUUUAUGUAAACAUAUGCUAAAUGAAGGUUUGCUAAGAAUGAAAUUGAAAGAAAUAGAAGCAAGAAAAUAAAAUAUAUGGGGCCUUAGGAAUAACAGUUAGGGUAUUUUCUCCAGGAAAGAUUCAUAGAUGAAUAAAUCCUACUUAAACUUAAGUUCUGUAGGGAAAUAUUUUGAACUAUAUACUGAGCUCAAAUGGUGUAAAAAUGGAAAGUAACAUUUUAUAUUUUGAAGCAGUGACAAAUUGUCAAUAAUUGUUCUACAGCAUCUUAACUAAGGAGUCACAGUUAAAAACUAUAUUUAUGACAAAAAUAUUACGAUUUAAUUAAAUUAAUAAAAAGUUAAUAACCAAAAUAUGAAUGGUCAAAUUUGAGAUUUUAUUUUAGUUUCAAUCAAAUAUUUUGUGUAAAAUUUGUUGGAAAUAGUUUUCUUAACUUACAAAGUUAAAUUUAUUUGUUGUUUACUGAAAUGGGUACCUCUUAUGAGACUUUACAACCUUUGUAACUCUUUUAUUCCUUAAAAUACCUUAAUAUUCAUAAAAAUUGUUUAUCCAAUAUUGUUAGUAGAACAAAACAUCUUAUAUCUUUAUAUUAAAGUGAUUAUUAAGAUUUUUGGGUUUAAAAUAUUCGAUUUAAGAAAUUAAAAUGGUACAUUGUUGCAAUAUUUAAAUCUUUCGGCUUUCUAACGUUAAUUUUAAUAAACUACUACUAUUAUCUGCAACAAAUUAAUGAUAAACAAUUUAAAUUCUCAACAAUUUUUUUGAAGGACUUAUGCCAAUUGACCUAUUAAUAAAAUCUUAAAAUAACUUAACUUUUAAUUAACAGAAGUUUGGUUAAACUGCAAUAUUUUGGGGUCAUAAGUAUAAUAUUUAACUAUGACUCAUUAGUCCCUGUAUUAAAAAAUUCAAAAAUAUAUGUAUCAAGAAUUAUAAGUUUAAGAUGUAACACUAUAAAUAUCAAGAAUAUAAAUAUUGUAUUAAUCUUUGUAAUUCGCAAGUACAAAAUAUUGUUUGUCAAUAUUUUUAAACAACUGUAUUGUAUUUUUUAAUACAAAUUGUAUAAUAAACACUA
Aethina tumida (small hive beetle) is the source of this 2623-nucleotide messenger RNA. RefSeq names its product acetyl-CoA acetyltransferase, mitochondrial (gene Acat1). Gene Ontology annotation, biological process: fatty acid beta-oxidation. NCBI's taxonomy places the organism in Eukaryota, Metazoa, Arthropoda, Insecta, Coleoptera, Nitidulidae. The transcript is spliced from 4 exons. Gene Ontology annotation, molecular function: acetyl-CoA C-acetyltransferase activity. The record is from RefSeq and is a predicted model, not a curated record. Bases 115 to 1626 code for a protein of 503 amino acids.